CAUGUCUCGGUUGGUGGAUGCAUGUCGACCAUUUUCGAUGAUAGUUUCCAUUUGAUGGCCCUCCAUUAUCACCACACCAACAGCCCUUUCUUCUUUCCCGCAAUUCACGCUCCUUUUAUCAAAUCACAAUACCCAUUAACCUUUUCCUUCUUAUAACCAUUUCUGUUCCUUUCUCUCUCAUGAAAUCACGUCUCUUUUCAUCCAGGAUCUUUCAGAAGUACUUGCCUUGGAAUUAAUUAAUUAGCAAUAUAUAUUAUUAUAUGGCAACAAAAGCAAAGGAUAGUAAUGGGACUCCUAAGAAGGAGAAGAAGGUCACACUCUCUUCAAAUUCUCAUCACCCCACUACCCACAAGCAAUCAAAUCUCAAAUCAGCCACCGCGAGCUCCACUGCUAAAGACAAAUCAUGCAACUCAGCUCCAAACUAUCUCAGGCCUACAUUUAGCUCAAAGUCAGAGUCCUUAAAUCCUGUCAGGAAAACUAUCAAUGAAGAUGCCGCCCAAAAGCUUCUUAGAAGAAGAUCCUUUGACAGGCCACCAUCAGCUGCUCGUACGCAGAAGUCACUCAUCUCUCCUGACCCUAAAGAGAGAUUGGCUUCUCGGGAUAGACAAUUGCCAAAUCGAUCUUCCUCUUUUACGGCAUCAAAAACUCCCUCUUCAACUAAACCCGUUUUGGAAAGGAGUUCUAGGUCGUUUAAACCUGUAAAAUCUCAGCCAUCGGCUGCAGGGAACGUAAAGAAGAGCUCAAACUUAUCCAGGACUUCAAAUCUAUCCAAGACUGGAAGCAAUGCUUCUCGUUCACCGAAAGUUCAAAAUAGUCGUGGUAGCACUCAAACUUCGGAUCUUAAAAACGAGCAAAAAAGAUGUGAAGAAUCUACGGUUCAAGAACAUGAAGAGACAGCGAAUGUUGAGAGGGUGGUAGAAGUCCCUAGCGAUACGCCAAAGGCUGAAACUAAGGAAGACAAAGACGUUGUACAAGAUACACAAGUUAACGAUAGGGAAGAUGAGAAGGUCAAGUCUCCUGCAGUUUCCACAGUUGUAUCCAAGGCAGCUCAGGUUGAGGACGUUGAGCCUGAAUUUCAAGAAGAUGAGAAUAAACAUGAGGGAGAAAAAAAUCACAGAAGCGAUAGUCAUCCUGAAGAGGGUAUUGCAGAUGGUGCUAAAGUUGAGAGCGAUGAAGACAAAGGAGAAGAAGAAGAGGAUGAAAUUGUAAAGGUAGCUUGUACUUCUGAAGAACCUAUAGAUGAGAAGGAGGAAGAAAAAACAGACCAAGGCAAUGAAAAUGAAAGAAGCGAGGAGUUGAAGUCCAAGGAAGGAGAAGAAGUGGAGGAGGGUGUUGAAGGAGAAGGAAAUGAGGAGGUCGCUAAUGCAACGCAAAAGCAGCAAGGAGAACAAGGGAAGAAGGAAGCUCCAGCAGCUUACAAUGACGUGAUUGAGGAGACAAAGAACAAGCUACUUGAGAAGAGGAAGAACAAGGUGAAAGCAUUAGUUGGGGCAUUUGAGACCGUCAUAGAUUACGAAACUGCAGGCUCUAAUAAAUGAGAAAACAUUAUGUUUCGAUCAAAUUGAAGCCUUCCAUGGACGAUCUUUGAGGACGACGGCUUUGUAAUUAAUUCAUUCAAUGGUUUUAUUAAUUUUUCCUUCGAUUUCGUGGAUACUCUGUUCUAUUAACACUUCAUCAAAGCAUGAUAUUGUGCUGCGCUGAUAUGUAUGUAUAUAUAUAAACACAUUUCUCUGUCUUCUACGUUCUUUAUGUGAAUAUAUG
This is a messenger RNA of Manihot esculenta (cassava), 1761 nucleotides long. RefSeq names its product myb-like protein X. Gene Ontology annotation, molecular function: calmodulin binding. The coding region runs from base 261 to 1538 and encodes 425 amino acids. The transcript has 2 exons. The record is from RefSeq and is a predicted model, not a curated record. NCBI's taxonomy places the organism in Eukaryota, Viridiplantae, Streptophyta, Magnoliopsida, Malpighiales, Euphorbiaceae.